Messenger RNA from Eurypyga helias (sunbittern), 1376 nucleotides. It is a transcript of the gene SLC27A2, whose product is annotated as solute carrier family 27 (fatty acid transporter), member 2. NCBI's taxonomy places the organism in Eukaryota, Metazoa, Chordata, Aves, Eurypygiformes, Eurypygidae. The record is from RefSeq and is a predicted model, not a curated record. Gene Ontology annotation, cellular component: endoplasmic reticulum. The annotation marks the transcript as partial. The transcript is spliced from 9 exons. Gene Ontology annotation, molecular function: long-chain fatty acid transmembrane transporter activity; long-chain fatty acid-CoA ligase activity.
AAUUGCAGGAAGCAGUUGAAGAAAUACUGCCACUUUUGAAGAAAGAAAAUGUUAAAGUUUAUUAUUUAAGCAAGACAUCUGCUACAGAAGGAGUUGAGAGCUUUCUUGAUAAAGUAGAUGCGGCUUCAGAUGAGCCUACGCCGUUGUCUUGGAGAUCACAUAUAACCUUUGAAACUCCUGCCAUGUAUAUUUAUACUUCUGGCACUACAGGUCUUCCCAAGGCAGCAGUGAUUAACCAUGAACGCAUAAUGCUCGCCUGUGGUUUGUUUGAUGCUGGCAAUGUUACCUCGGAAGAUAUUGUGUAUACUGCUCUACCACUCUACCACAGCUCCGCCCUCCUCGUUGGAGUCCACGGAUGUAUCAUGAAAGGUGCAACUAUGGUUUUGCGUGCCAGAUUUUCAGCAAGUCAGUUCUGGGAUGACUGCAGGAAAUACAACGUAACGGUGAUACAGUACAUCGGGGAAGUGCUCCGGUAUCUAUGCAGUGUGCCGCAGAGAGACAAUGAUCAGGAUCACAAAGUCAGACUUGCCAUAGGAAAUGGAAUAAGGGCUGAUGUUUGGAGGAAAUUCAUCCAAAGAUUUGGAAAUAUUAAUAUAUUGGAAUUUUAUGCAUCGACUGAAGGAAACAUUUCUUUUGUUAAUUACACUGGAAAAAUUGGUGCAGUGGGAAGAGUAAACUGCUUGCAGAAGAAAAUCUUACGCUAUGAACUGAUUAAAUAUGACGUAGAGAAAGAUGAACCAGUCCGUGAUGAAAAUGGAUACUGCAUAAGAGUUCCCAAAGGUGAACCUGGACUACUGAUCUGCAAAAUCACCCGGUACGCACCCUUUAGCGGCUAUGCAGGAGCCAAACGGCAAACGGAGAAGAAGCAAUUACGAGAUGUCUUCCAAAAAGGGGAUUUAUACUUUAAUAGCGGUGACCUUUUAGUGACUGACAAGGAUAACUUCAUUUAUUUCCAUGAUCGAACUGGAGACACAUUCCGGUGGAAAGGGGAAAACGUUUCCACAAUGGAAGUUGCAGAGGUUUUAGGACUGAUUGACUGCGUUCAAGAAGUUAUUGUAUAUGGAGUGUCUGUUCCAGGGUAUGAAGGAAUGGCAUGUAUUCGACUAAAGGAAAACUGUGGCUUUAACGCAGAGAGUGCUUACAGACACGUUAACACUCACCUUCCAAACUACGCAAGGCCUCGUUUCAUAAGGAUUAAGAGUGCCGUUGAACUUACAGCAACGUUUAAGUACCGUAAAGUACAACUGGUGGAGGAGGGUUUCAACCCGGCAGUCGUCAGGGAUCGCCUGUAUUUCCUGGAUGACAAAGAAAAGCUGUACGUACAAAUGACCCAGGAUAUUUAUAACUUGGUAAAAAACCAUGACUUGAAACUGUGA